Teleopsis dalmanni is the source of this 1073-nucleotide messenger RNA. RefSeq names its product serine/threonine-protein kinase 16-like. Bases 100 to 1056 code for a protein of 318 amino acids. The record is from RefSeq and is a predicted model, not a curated record. The transcript is spliced from 4 exons. Gene Ontology annotation, biological process: protein phosphorylation. Gene Ontology annotation, cellular component: cytoplasm; Golgi apparatus. Gene Ontology annotation, molecular function: ATP binding; protein serine/threonine kinase activity. NCBI's taxonomy places the organism in Eukaryota, Metazoa, Arthropoda, Insecta, Diptera, Diopsidae.
UGAUCUCAUUGAGAUUAUUUACAUAUUCCAAAUUAAUUGUUUGUGUUUUUACUUAGUUUUAGACUGUAAUAAUUUAAUAUAGUCGUAAGUAGUUAAAGUAUGAAUAGUUUAGGAUGGAAUUUAAUAUUAAUGAGAGGUUGCUUCUGCUCAAAGGAGACAAUUACCAUUAAAGGUAGCAAAUACAUAAUCAGAGAUCGUUUAGCACAGGGCGGCUUCAGUCUCAUUGACCUUGCAGAAAGUGAUGCAACUAAACGUUUGUAUGCUAUAAAACGGAUUACGUGUCAUUCCAUCGAAGACCAAAAUAUCGCAUUGCGUGAAAUAGAAAAUUGUCGAAAAAUUGAUUCUGAAAAUGUUAUUAAAAUUGUUGACUACGAAUUGAAAGGUUCAGCUGAUAUUGUCAUAAAUACAACAAGCACUUUGUAUAUUGUCUUGCCGUUCUUUAAAAAUGGUUCAUUAUUCGAUCACUUGCAAUUGCGUGCACGUAAACAAGAUAACAUGCCAGAAGGACAAGUGUUGCAAAUAUUUUUGGGUAUAUGUGAAGGAGUUAAGGCCAUACAUGAAACAAAACCGGUACCAUUAGCGCAUCGUGAUUUAAAAACUGCUAACAUUUGUUUGUCUGAUACAUUUGAGCCGAUUAUUGUAGAUUUAGGCUCUAUGACAGAGGCGAGGUUGCAAAUAUGUGGCCAAACAGAAGCGCAAAGAUUGCAAGAUGAGGCUGAGGAAAGAAGUUCUAUAGUGUAUCGAGCACCUGAGUUGUUCUCCGUGAAAUCAUAUUGCACUAUUGAUGAACGCACAGAUAUAUGGAGUCUUGGUUGCGUUUUAUAUGCAAUAUGCUUUUUUCAUUGUCCGUUCGAUCCAAUUUAUGAGAAGGGUGAUAGUGUGGCAUUAGCAGUACUUAGUGGUAAUAUAAACAUUCCAGAUGAUUCCAUUUAUUCUCAAGAUAUGCAUGAGCUUAUUGAAUAUAUGUUACGCAUGGACCCUAUGGAGCGUCCCUUUAUAUACAGUGUUAUAGAAAAAACACAUGAUCUUAUACAAAAGUACGACCAACGCGUUUAGCAGGCAAAUAUACUUAU